UGUUUGCAUUUUUAAAGCUCCUCAACUCUCUCCUUCUUUCUCUCUCUCUCUCUCUCUCUCUCUCUCUCUCUCUCUCAAAAACACAGAGAAGACUUGAGACAUGGCCAUAGCAACAGCUCUAGUAAUUUUGCUGCUUGCAGCCCCAGCAGUUUAUGGAGUGCAGCACACUGUUGGUGACACAGAUGGCUGGGACUCAAAUGUAGAUUAUGUCACUUGGGCUGCUAGUAAAACCUUCACUGUUGGUGACACCCUUUUGUUCACCUAUGGUGCUUCCCACUCAGUGGAUCAAGUAAAUCAAGCAGGCUACAGUAGUUGCAGUUCAAGCAAUGCCAUCGGAACCCAUAGCGGUGGGAACACAUCAAUCCCCCUCUCACAAGCUGGUCCAGUCUACUUCAUCUGCCCUACUCCAGGUCACUGUGCCAAUGGCAUGAAGCUUACAGUCACUGUUGUUGCAGCUGGCAGCCCCCCUACCACUUCUCCCACCACUCCACCUCCACCAGCCACAACCCCGUCUCCACCCACCACCACUCCGUCUCCGUCCACCACUCCUGCCAGCAAUAAUGGUUCGUCUCCGCCACCCCCGCCACCCCCGCCACCUUCCGGAGCAGCAGCUCUUAGCAUGAAUAUGCUUGGGGUUCCACUUGCGCUGGCAACCUUGGUUGCAUUCAUGGGCUAGGGAGGAGGCAGUGCGGUUGAUCUUUUUCUUUCUUCUUUCUAAUAAUUGACCAGACAUAUUGUUAUGUUGUAUUGUGUUGAAUUGGUGUGAUGUUAGAUGAGAGAUGUUAGAUUUUUUUAUGUUUA
Messenger RNA from Prunus avium (sweet cherry), 801 nucleotides. Its product is annotated as uclacyanin-3-like. Gene Ontology annotation, cellular component: plasma membrane. The record is from RefSeq and is a predicted model, not a curated record. Gene Ontology annotation, molecular function: electron transfer activity. Lineage: Eukaryota; Viridiplantae; Streptophyta; Magnoliopsida; Rosales; Rosaceae.